UCUUCCUCCUCCUCCUCCUCCUCCGCCUGGCGGCCGCUGCCCCCGGCAGAGAUGGAGGCCAUCGAGGAGCUGGUGAUCCAGCCCUGCGCCUCCUCCCUCUACCUGCGCCCUUUCCGCCUCUGCUACCGGCAGCCCUUACAGAGUGUGCCUUCCAGUGUUGCACCGAGUGAUGUGACAAGCCAUACCUAACACAAGUGCCUUGGGGAGAGGAUGAAAGAGAAAAGAAGCAACUUUCUGCACUGCUGUGUUUUCUAUAUUUUUUUAGUUAGAAAAGUGUAUCCUGCUCUUGCAAAAAAAGAAUGGCACUAAGAAGGUCUGGGACUGUAUGAGGACACAUGACAGUGUGUCAAUCCUGAUCUUUAACACUUCUCGGCAGUGCUUUGUUGUGGUGAAGCAGUUCCGCCCAGCUGUUUAUAUGUGUGAAGUAGAAAGGCAUUGUCCUCAAGUCUUCCAGAAUCAAGACAAGGAGAACUGUCAUUUAGAGGAUCCUUUACCUGCUGUAGUAGGAGUGACCUAUGAACUCUGUGCUGGCAUUGUAGACAAACCAGACCUUUCUUUAGAAGAAGUAGCACGUGAGGAAAUCUUAGAAGAGUGUGGCUAUUGCGUUCCUGCUACAGACCUAAGGAAGAUCACCUCUUACAGGUCUGGAGUUGGUGUGACAGGUUCUAGGCACACCUUAUUUUAUGCAGAAAUAACAGAUCAGAUGAAAACUGGUAAAGGAGGUGGCCAGCCUGAAGAAGGAGAGCUGAUAGAAGUUGUAGAAAUACCUUUAGAAGACUCCAUGAAGUUUGCUUUUGAUGAGAGUCUCCCAAAGACACCAGGUGUCAUUUUUGGCUUUGUGUGGUUCCAAAACAACAUAGCACCCAAGCUACCAAAAAAAUAAAAUCAAAACAUCAGAGAUUGUGAGAAAAGCUUUCCCAUUAUUUCUAUGCGUACAGAAAACUCCAAGUCUGCUUGCCUUUAUCAACUCAGAUUAUCACAAAGGGAAUCUUUCCAAAAAUAAACUUUGAAGCAAAAUUAGAAGCAAAAUCCUGACCCUAUUUCCACCAGUGGCAAAACUCUUACUGGCUUCACUGGGGCUAGGAUUUGUCUCUGAGAGGCAAAUGUUGAUUCCCACACAAAACCUAAAUGUGUCCAGUCUUAGAAGCUCUCCCUUUUUGUGGCACUACUCUACCACUGUUCUGUGGAGAUGCUCAGAGCCUUAGUGCAGCUGCUACACAGGCCUGUUACUAUGGUCUAUAGAUACUAGCAGCUGCUUGUUCACUGUAGUUCUCGUAACUGGAGGUUUUUUUGGUUUGUUUGUUUGUUUUUGGCUUGGAGUUCUUUGGCCAGCAAACCUUAAUAGUCAAAUAUCCUAACUAUAUGCCUGAAUUCUGCACGGUUUUCAGGGAGGAGCUUUCUCUGUGAUGCCUAGCUCCUGUAAAGAAAAUGUUUGCAUUUCUGAACAUGCAGACCUUUAUUUCGUAAGCAGACAGAAACACAUUUGUAAGCUGUUCUGCUAAUUUGUCAUUCUGACAAUAGACCAGCUCUAAAACUAUGUAUUAGAGUGUAUUCCAACUGCAGUGCUGAGCACCACUGAUGAGGAUAUAGGGAUGAAUCGUGGGGGCUACCACUGGAACACAUAUCUCUCUGUUUUAUGAAUAAUCCUUGAUUAAUUAGAUCAGACUUAGUCCUCCAGACCAGGACUUGAGAGGCCAAAAUUCUUUUCAUUUGAUUAUGAGAUGACUAGUACAAGUCCUUUCUUUGAGAUGUUGUGCAUCUCAAUUUCUUUAUUGCUAAAAUGAAAAGAAUAGGACUUACUCCUCAGUAAAGCUUUCUGAAAUGCAGUGAUCGGAAGUGCUAUAUUGAGAGGUUUUAUUAUCAUUUGUGCAGUUUACAGUGUAGCCUGUACAACCUGCACCGAUACUGAGCAACACAGUUUGAUUCAAUAAGUCGUCUAAUUAGAAUGUAUAUUAUAUAGUCUAUCAGCAUAGUUUAGAUGUAGACUGUCAUAUGAAACUUAAUAGCAUGAAGAGAGAGAAUUGUCUGGCAAUUUAAUUAUGCACUUGUUCAUGUUACUCAGUUAAUGUUCAUUUACAUGACAUUACAUAUGUUUGUAGGACUACUGAGGUACUAUGUAUUUUCAGGAGACCAGUACUGGGAAUGUGCAACUAGAAUAAAUACAGUACAGAUACAAUUGUAUCCAGUGACUGAUUUGAAAUUGCUGCUAUUCUACUGACAGUUACAGAGGAAAGCUCAUUGGAAAGUCAUUGGAGAAAGAACAGUCUCAGUCCAAGGGAGUCAGACACCUUUUAUGAAAGUUCAGACGCAUUUACAUUGAACUGUGCCUGGUCUGUGGAUGAGUCAAAGGCUGAGUUAUCAUGAAAAGUAAAUUAAUUUUGUCUGUCUUGUGUAUUUACAUUGGAAGGUAUUUUAAGGCUGGGUCUCAGCUCCUGUGCGUCUUUACAGUGUCUAGUAGAAUGUGUCCUGAUUGUUGCUGAGGCCUUUAAGGACUACUAGAAUAUGAAUAAUAAAUAAUACAAGUAUGA
This is a messenger RNA of Dromaius novaehollandiae (emu), 2528 nucleotides long. RefSeq names its product nudix hydrolase 14 (gene NUDT14). Lineage: Eukaryota; Metazoa; Chordata; Aves; Casuariiformes; Dromaiidae. Bases 326 to 883 code for a protein of 185 amino acids. The record is from RefSeq and is a predicted model, not a curated record. Gene Ontology annotation, biological process: nucleoside phosphate metabolic process; ribose phosphate metabolic process. Gene Ontology annotation, molecular function: UDP-sugar diphosphatase activity; metal ion binding. The transcript has 6 exons.